GUGUCAUGCAUUCCACACGCGUCAUGCCUCGACCCUCGCCCCUUCUCUUCUUCAUCCACACCGCCAUCGAUCGAUCGAUCGAUCCUGUGUAUUAAUUAACUCGAAGGUAGCAGGAGCUUCGACUAUUCAUGUCCUCGUAAGAAGAAGCAAAGCAAUCGAUAAUGAGCAGUGGAAAGAUGGAGACGCGUUCGGUGUUGGACGAGAUCAGGGGCUUGAACGAUAGGUGGCUCUUCGACCUUGGCCACCCCUUCCUCAACCGCAUAGCUGAGAGCUUCGUCAAGGCCGCAGGGAUUGGUGCGAUGCAGGCGUUCACUCGCGAAGCCUACACAGCCGGAGUGGAAGGUGCUGGCUCCCAUCCAGGUUUUUCUGACAUUGCCGAUAAGAACAGGAUCUCAGGUCUUAAAGGGGAGAACUGCAAGAAGUCACUCGAAGCAAUGGUAAAAACUACCGGAAGAGAGUCACUUCAAUGGGGGAUGGCUGCUGGUGUGUAUUCUGGUUUAACCUACGGUUUUCGAGAAGCCAGAGGAACUCAUGAUUGGAAGAACAGCGCGGUGGCCGGUGCAAUCGCCGGAGCUGCAGUAGCGCUGACGUCUGAUCAGGCAUCUCGCGAGCGAAUCGUGCAAUGCGCCAUCACCGGAGCUGCGCUCUCCACCGCAGCCAAACUCCUCGCAGGCGUGCUGUAAACUGAACAAACUCCUCUUAUGGAUUAAUUAAGAAUAAUGUGGAUGUGAGCUGUCGUACGUCUUGGUGUUCUGCUUUUCCUUCCGUUAAUUUAAUUAGCUAGCUCCUCUAAUUACCAUGCAUGUUAAUCAUGAACAUCCAGUUGGAAGGCUCUUCCAAUUGUUGGUUUUUUAAUUUGUUGUUGCACUACAGAAUA
Messenger RNA from Zingiber officinale, 877 nucleotides. Its product is annotated as outer envelope pore protein 16-2, chloroplastic. The coding region runs from base 162 to 683 and encodes 173 amino acids. The record is from RefSeq and is a predicted model, not a curated record. Gene Ontology annotation, cellular component: chloroplast outer membrane. The transcript is spliced from 7 exons. Gene Ontology annotation, molecular function: amino acid transmembrane transporter activity. NCBI's taxonomy places the organism in Eukaryota, Viridiplantae, Streptophyta, Magnoliopsida, Zingiberales, Zingiberaceae.